AAUGGCAAUGCAACAGAACCCUAAACCCGGAUUUUCCAAAUUGAAGCUACCCAUUUCCCCAUAGACGCUUUCACAGGAAGAUCAUGUCGAAAUGGUGGCGCGCGGUGGCAACCACCGCCAGAACUCGGAGGGUGGCGGAGGAAACAAACCGGAGAUCUUACUUCACAAUCCAAGCCAUUCCUAGAGAGGUCACCGGAAACAGAGUUUCCAGCAGGGAUCGAGCCCAAGGUCGUAUUCCGGCCGUCGUAUUCUCACAGAACUACGUCCAAUCAAAACCUAACGAUCCUACUUCUAUUGUGGCCGCAAGUUCUGUUUCUAGAAAGUUCCUCCUUACAACUGAAAAGAAGCAAAUAAAAACGAUCCUUAAGUCGGUUGAUCUCCCUUUCUUCUAUUCUACGACCUUUCCCCUUCAGAUCCGGGCCGGUUCGGGUUCGUCAACUUUACUUGAAUCCGGAAAUGUGCUUCCCAUUAAGAUUCAUAGGGAUGAAGAAACUGGGAAGAUACUGAAUUUGGUCUUCGUAUGGGCGGAAUACGGAACAAAAUUAAAGGUAGACGUGCCUGUUGUAUUCAAAGGGGAGGAAGAGUGCCCUGGUCUCAAGAAAGGUGGCUCUUUAAACAAGAUAAGACCUACUCUAAGGUUCUUGUGCCCAGCUGAGCAUAUACCUCAAAAAAUUGAGGUCGAUGUAAGUCAGCUAGAUGUUGAAGACAAAGUGUCCCUGCAUGAUAUCGAUCUUCAUCCGACGUGGAAGCUCUUAAGCAAGAAUGAGGCGAUCCCUGUUUGUAAGAUUAAGGCAACUUCAAUUGAUAGCUAAUUUUGUCGAAGCUAUUGUGCAACUACUGCAAGAGGCAUUUGAAGUCCACUAGUUACAACAAGGUUUGUUCUAAUUUGACCAAGCUUUGUAGGUUGAGUACUGUAUAAGGUGCAUGGUCAAAUGAAAUUUGAAGCUUUUGCUAUAGUGCAGUAAAUUGUGUUUUUAGGGGGACUUGUUCUAGAAUAAUGAACUGUGCGUUAAUGAGUAAAUGGCAACUGGAACUGCAGUCUUUUUAAGUUUAUGGCAUCAAAUAAUUUCAAGUCCA
Nicotiana attenuata is the source of this 1077-nucleotide messenger RNA. Its product is annotated as 50S ribosomal protein L25. The transcript has 3 exons. Lineage: Eukaryota; Viridiplantae; Streptophyta; Magnoliopsida; Solanales; Solanaceae. Gene Ontology annotation, cellular component: ribosome; cytosolic large ribosomal subunit. Bases 84 to 812 code for a protein of 242 amino acids. Gene Ontology annotation, biological process: translation. Gene Ontology annotation, molecular function: 5S rRNA binding; structural constituent of ribosome. The record is from RefSeq and is a predicted model, not a curated record.